AUUGAAUUCUCAUGUCAAUUUAAACUCCCAAGACAAACCGGAACAACUUUAUAUCACAUGGGGUUUUAGCCAUAAUACAUCAUUCCCAAUUUAUAACCUUAGCAUUUCAUUUCACUUACUUUCUUUCUUUCUCCUUUUUUUCUCUCCUCCGGCUAUGGCAUCUACCCCCCAAAACCAUGAUGAUGAUAAUAGACAGAGAGCCGACCCGAAAGAGGAAUGGACCAGGGUUCGACGUAAAGGAAAACGACAUUUUAACGCAUCUCAAUACAUCACUUCUCCAAAUCAUAAUUCUAACCCCUACGAAUUAACGUCAAGGUUAUCAUUUCUGUCUGUUUCGGACAUCGAGAGGGAACAUCGACAAAUUGCGAAACAAUGGGAAGUUUCUAUAUGUUGUCGCCAAUUACAAGAAAUCAUCGCAUCCCGCGUAGGCAUCUCUAAUGUCACCGAAGCCAUAUGUUUUGGCUUAGGGUCCUUCGACCCCAAGGAUGGUUCUUGGGAAGUCAAAAGAAGGGCCCAUGUACAGCUCGCCGCCUUUCGGUGUAUGGUUAACGAGCUACAGCGUGGCAGUUCUCACGGAAUUCGUUGCGUAUUUCAGGAGCCACUUUUCAACUCGUCGGAUAAAGCCUUCAUCCACAGCUUAGGAUAUGAGGUCGUCGAUUCCCCGGAAGGGUUCGAACAGGUACGCUCAUCGACAUUGGUUUUUGGUAUUCACUUAUACAAGGAUAUCUACGCGCAAGCCAUUGCCAAUUAUGCUCCUGCAGUGUUUGUUGGAACCCCUCAAGAGGUUUGGGAAGAGUGAGUACUAUUUUCCCUUUACUACUUUUCAUUCAUAUGUUAUGAGCCGUAGGUAUCCAUUAACGCUAGGUAGAUGCCUCGACCAUAAUCAUUUAG
Molecule: messenger RNA, 891 nt
Organism: Hypoxylon trugodes
Lineage: Eukaryota; Fungi; Ascomycota; Sordariomycetes; Xylariales; Hypoxylaceae
Exons: 1
Coding region: 155-799 (214 amino acids)
Source: RefSeq, a predicted model, not a curated record